Messenger RNA from Trichogramma pretiosum, 1512 nucleotides. RefSeq lists its product as uncharacterized. The transcript has 3 exons. The coding region runs from base 169 to 1512 and encodes 447 amino acids. The record is from RefSeq and is a predicted model, not a curated record. Lineage: Eukaryota; Metazoa; Arthropoda; Insecta; Hymenoptera; Trichogrammatidae.
GUAAACUUCUUCUAAUUUUGAAUUAUCGUAUACUGUAAAUCAAGCUGUAUACGUCGGAGAUUGAAGUUUGAGAGUAGGUGUAUGCUAAGACGUCUGCUCGCAGCUGAAGCAUACGCAAGCUCGUGUUUGAGUUCGUAUAAAAUACACAGGUUUGAGUAAACAAAUACGAUGUCGAAAAAAAACAAUGUUAAUUAUUGUGGCGUUCCACAUUGCAAAAACAUUCAGGGAGAAAAUGUUCGUUAUUACCGUCCACCAAAGGACAAAAAAUUGUUUAAAAAAUGGUGGAUCGCAUUAAAAUUGAAAAAAUUAACUCCAAAUACAAAAGUUUGUUCUGCACAUUUUGAUAAUUUUGAUUUUUUUCCAUCAAGAGCGGAUGGAGGCAUGAAAAAAAUAAAAAAAGGGGUUAUCCCUUCAAAAAACUUACCACAAACUUUAGUGACUGAAAGAAAGAAAAACCCACAAUUGAUCAAAGAGCGUUUGGAAAGAGCCCGACAAAGAUCGAUUAAAAAACAGAGUACAGACAUAUUGAUAGAAGAAAACCAAGACAUUGAAAAAAAUGCAGAGGAUUCGUCUGAAGAUUUUCAAUUACAACAACAAGAAAAUGAUCCUGUUGCUGACGAAACUGAACAAUUUGAGCAAGAUGUAUAUCAACCAUGGAAAAUAGAUAAAGAAACUAGUACAGAAUCAGUAUUGAAAGUGGACAAAGGAACUUGCACAGAUGUAGUGGAGGAACCAUCAAUAGUGCAUAAACUUAUAGAUAGUGAUGAGGCUCUAAUAACAUUUUGUGGGAUACAAUCAGUUGCAGAGUUAGAAGCCUUGGUGAAAUGUGUUAAAGUUCUUCGCUCAAAUUUCAAAAUAAGAUCUGUUCGGUUACCUAUCAAAGAUGGUAUUCUUUUGACCCUCAUGAAACUGAAGCAAAAUUUUUCAUAUACCUUAAUUAGUUAUUUCUUCAAAAUAAGUGUUACAUUGUGUAAAAAAUAUUUUAUUCACUACCUUAAAGAACUGUAUACAAUUCUUUCACCUCAAAUAAGGUGGCCGUCAAAGGCUGAAAUUCUAGAUAACAUGCCCAAGUGCUUUGCCAAAUAUAAGAUGACAAGAGUAGUGUUAGAUUGUUUAGAAAUAACUACAAUGAAAACAAAGUGUUUAAAAUGUAGAAUCCCAACCUACUCUGUGUACAAGUGCAAUCAUACCGUCAAGUUCAUGAUUGGAGUUGCACCGUCUGGAUUGACUACAUUUGUAAGUAAAGCUUAUGGAGGAAGAGUGUCAGAUAAACAAAUCUUUCUACGCUCAAGACUCUUGGACCGACUUAAAAGAGGUGUGGAUGCAGUGAUGGUCGAUAAAGGAUUUUUAAUUGAUAAAGAAUGCGCUGAGCUGGGCAUAAAGUUAAUUAGACCUCCAUUUCUCAGAAAAAAUUCUCAAUUUACUCCUCAACAGUCAACAUCAAANUGGCGUACCGCGACACUAAUGCCCCGCUUCAGGCGCUACUCUUGCCCCAUUAAGACAUGUUUUUAA